Messenger RNA from Liolophura sinensis, 1364 nucleotides. RefSeq names its product barrier-to-autointegration factor-like. Bases 186 to 554 code for a protein of 122 amino acids. Gene Ontology annotation, cellular component: nucleus; condensed chromosome. Gene Ontology annotation, molecular function: DNA binding. The record is from RefSeq and is a predicted model, not a curated record. The transcript is spliced from 3 exons. NCBI's taxonomy places the organism in Eukaryota, Metazoa, Mollusca, Polyplacophora, Chitonida, Chitonidae. Gene Ontology annotation, biological process: chromosome organization.
AUCAAGUAUUAGUAGGAAGAAAAGUUGUGACAGAGAUUUUCUGACGUCACUUCCUGCCUUCCAGCUUACAUUAGCAGCAGGCAGUGAACAAAUAAACAUAUGGCAGAGUCAGGUUAUCCUACUUAGAACUAGUUAGAACUACACAUGCGGACGUAUCUUGUGUGGCUGUGCUUUCUCAGAAAUGUAUGAAUGUAGUGUUGACAAAAAUCAGGCGUGGUGAGGAACAGCUUACAGUACCCAUAAUUGCCACAUACACAUUCAGCAAGAGACCUUAUUUAGACAUGUCGUCCACUUCUCAAAAACACAGGAAUUUUGUGGCUGAGCCCAUGGGUGAUAAGCCCGUGUCAGAAUUAGCUGGCAUUGGGAAUGUACUUGGACAGAGACUAGCUGACGAGGGAUUUGAUAAGGCUUAUGUUGUGCUUGGCCAGUUUCUGGUACUGAGGAAAAAUGAAGAACUGUUCAAAGACUGGUUGAAAGAUGUCACUGGAGCCAAUUCAAAACAAUCAAAUGAUUGUUAUACCUGUUUGAAGGAGUGGUGUGAGGCCUUCCUGUGAUUGCUAAAUUUUCUUCACUCUGCUUCGUUAAGUUAAUGUCUUCUGUUUUUAAUGUCCAGUCACUGACUGUGUUCAUGUAUAUAUGCCGUGGAACUUUUUCCUGCCAUGUGUUACUCAUUAGGCAUUUAUCAUUUCUCAUUACCUUUAGGCAACUCAUAUUGUCUCACAUCUAAUUUUUAGCACAUCUGACAUACAAGAGAUUUGUAGAAUUAGAAGGAAUAGACAAUUUGAUACAUGCAAUUUGAAUUGACUUGUGUAGUCUGUAUCAUUCUGUGUAGACACCUUGUUAUACUGUAGGCACGGUUUCAGUUAGAUUCAUGUAUCACUGGUAGUUCUGCCAAAAUUACAAGUAACUGAGGACAACUUUUAGUCAGACUAUGUACAUAUUUUUGAAGUUUGUUCACCAUAUUUUGCCACUGCAUAUCAUUUUUGCUCGUCGUAGAAACCAAAAGUAAAGACCAUGGUGAUCUUAUAAGCAAUUAGUUAAAUAAAUGCAUUUUUGAAUGCACUUAAAUUUGUGAACAUUUUGUUCUCUAGAGUAAGAAAUUGUAUAGAGAAAACCUUACAGUCAUUGCUUGUUUCUUUCAUGUGAUAGAAGCAAAGGAAACUAUAAAAAAUUCUUUGUAUUUUAUGUUAAACAGAAGCAUUUUAACAUAACUGCUUUAUGAUUGGUGGAGGUACUUCAGUAUGAAACAAUUUGACAUUGUAAUAGUCCUAAUACUUGUGUAUUAUUAAGCAUUGUAAUCAUGGGUAAGAGAAAGUCAUACAUUUUUCAAUGUGUUGUGAAGUUUUGUAGUUCUGUCGAACACA